AUGUUGAAAUUCAAGUAUGGAGCACGGACUCUGCCGGACGCUGGUGUCACUGAGCCCAUUACCAGCCGGGCCUCCCGGCUGAAUCUUUUCUUCCAGGGGAAACCACCCUUUAUGACUCAACAGCAGAUGUCUCCUCUUUCCCGAGAAGGGAUAUUAGAUGCCCUCUUUGUUCUCUUUGAAGAAUGCAGUCAGCCUGCUCUGAUGAAGAUUAAGCACGUGAACAACUUUGUCCGGAAGUAUUCUGAUACCAUCGCUGAGUUGCAGGGGCUCCAGCCUUCUGCAAAGGACUUUGAAGUCAGAAGUCUGGUAGGUUGUGGACAUUUUGCUGAAGUGCACGUGGUAAGAGAGAGAGCCACCGGGGACAUCUAUGCUAUGAAAGUCAUGAAGAAGAAGGCCUUGUUGGCCCAGGAGCAGGUUUCAUUUUUUGAGGAAGAACAGAACAUAUUAUCUCGGAGCACAAGUCCUUGGAUCCCCCAAUUACAGUAUGCCUUUCAGGACAAAAAUAACCUUUAUCUGGUCAUGGAAUAUCAGCCUGGAGGGGACUUGCUGUCACUUUUGAAUAGAUAUGAGGACCAAUUAGAUGAAAAUAUGAUGCAGUUUUACCUAGCUGAACUGAUUUUGGCUGUUCACAGUGUUCAUCAGAUGGGAUAUGUACAUCGAGACCUCAAGCCUGAGAACAUCCUCAUUGAUCGAACGGGACACAUCAAGCUAGUGGAUUUUGGAUCAGCUGCUAAAAUGAACUCAAAUAGGAUGGUGAAUGCCAAACUUCCGAUUGGGACUCCAGAUUACAUGGCUCCGGAAGUGCUGACAGUGACAAAUGGAGAUGGAAAAGGCGUCUACAGCCUAGACUGUGACUGGUGGUCAGUGGGGGUUAUUGCUUAUGAGAUGGUUUAUGGAAGGUCCCCGUUCGCUGAGGGAACAUCAGCCAGAACGUUUAAUAACAUCAUGAAUUUCCAGCGUUUUUUGAAGUUUCCAGAUGACCCCAAAGUUAGCAGCGAAUUACUGGAUCUGAUUCAAAGUUUGUUGUGUGGCCAGAAAGAGAGACUGAAGUUUGAAGGCCUUUGCUGCCAUCCGUUUUUCUCAAAAAUCGACUGGAAUAACAUUCGUAACUCUCCUCCCCCCUUCGUUCCCACCCUCAAGUCUGAUGAUGACACCUCCAAUUUUGAUGAACCAGAGAAGAAUUCGUGGGUUUCAUCCUCUCCGUGCCAGCUGAGCCCCUCAGGCUUCUCUGGUGAAGGACUGCCGUUUGUGGGGUUUUCCUAUAGCAAGGCACUGGGGAUUCUUGGUAGAUCUGAGUCUGUUGUGUCGGGCCUGGACUCCCCUGCCAAGACUAGCUCCAUGGAAAAGAAACUUCUCAUCAAAAGCAAAGAGCUGCAAGACUCCCAGGACAAGUGUCACAAGAUGGAGCAGGAAAUGACCCGGUUACAUCGGAGAGUGUCAGAGGUGGAGGCUGUGCUUAGUCAGAAGGAGGUGGAGCUGAAGGCCUCUGAGACUCAGAGAUCCCUCCUGGAACAGGACCUUGCUACCUACAUCACAGAAUGCAGUAGCUUAAAGCGAAGUUUGGAACAAGCACGGAUGGAGGUGUCCCAGGAGGAUGACAAAGCACUUCAGCUGCUCCAUGAUAUCAGAGAGCAGAGCCGGAAGCUCCAAGAAAUCAAAGAGCAGGAAUACCAGGCUCAAGUGGAAGAAAUGAGACUAAUGAUGAAUCAGCUGGAAGAAGACCUGGUUUCGGCAAGAAGACGGAGUGAUCUCUAUGAAUCAGAGCUGAGAGAGUCACGGCUCGCUGCUGAAGAGUUCAAGCGGAAAGCAACCGAAUGUCAACAUAAACUGAUGAAGGCUAAGGAUCAAGGGAAGCCUGAAGUGGGAGAAUAUUCCAAACUGGAGAAGAUCAAUGCUGAACAGCAGCUCAAAAUUCAGGAGCUCCAAGAGAAGCUGGAAAAGGCUGUAAAAGCCAGCACAGAGGCAACUGAGCUGCUACAGAAUAUCCGCCAGGCAAAGGAGCGAGCUGAGCGUGAGCUGGAGAAGCUGCAGAACCGCGAGGAUUCUUCUGAAGGCAUAAAAAAGAAGCUGAUUGAAGCCGAGGAGCUGGAGGAGAAGCACCGGGAGGCCCAGAUCUCAGCCCAGCACCUAGAGGCCCACCUGAAACAGAAAGAGCAGCACUAUGAGGAAAAAAUUAAAGUGUUGGACAAUCAGAUAAAGAAGGACCUGGCCGAUAAAGAGACCCUGGAGAACAUGAUGCAGAGGCACGAAGAGGAGGCUCAUGAGAAAGGCAAAAUUCUCAGCGAACAGAAGGCGAUGAUUAAUGCCAUGGAUUCCAAGAUCAGAUCCCUGGAACAGAGGAUUGUGGAACUGUCAGAAGCCAAUAAACUUGCAGCAAACAGCAGCCUUUUUACCCAGAGGAACAUGAAGGCCCAAGAAGAGAUGAUUUCAGAACUCAGGCAACAGAAGUUUUACCUGGAGACGCAGGCUGGGAAAUUGGAGGCCCAGAACCGGAAGCUGGAGGAACAGCUGGAAAAAAUCAGCCACCAAGACCACACUGACAAGAAUCGUCUGCUGGAGCUGGAGACAAGGUUGAGGGAGGUCAGUCUCGAGCAUGAAGAACAGAAACUGGAGCUAAAGCGCCAGCUCACAGAGUUGCAGCUCUCUCUGCAGGAGCGCGAGUCCCAGCUCACAGCCCUGCAGGCUGCCCGGGCAGCCCUGGAGAGCCAGCUUCGCCAGGCCAAGACAGAGCUGGAAGAGACGACGGCAGAAGCCGAGGAAGAGAUCCAGGCACUCACGGCACAUAGAGAUGAAAUCCAGCGCAAAUUUGAUGCCCUUCGUAACAGCUGUACUGUAAUCACAGACCUGGAGGAGCAGCUAAACCAGCUGACGGAGGACAACGCUGAGCUCAACAACCAAAAUUUCUACUUGUCCAAACAACUCGAUGAGGCUUCCGGUGCCAAUGAUGAGAUAGUGCAGCUGCGAAGUGAAGUGGACCAUCUCCGCCGUGAGAUCACGGAGCGAGAGAUGCAACUCACCAGCCAGAAACAAACGAUGGAGGCCCUGAAAACCACCUGCACGAUGCUGGAGGAGCAGGUCAUGGAUUUGGAGGCCCUGAAUGAUGAGCUGCUGGAAAAGGAGCGUCAGUGGGAGGCAUGGAGGAGCGUCCUGGGUGACGAGAAGUCCCAGUUUGAGUGCCGAGUUCGCGAGUUACAGAGGAUGCUGGACACUGAGAAACAGAGCAGGGCCAGGGCCGAUCAGCGGAUCACCGAGUCGCGCCAGGUGGUGGAGCUGGCCGUGAAGGAACACAAGGCCGAGAUCCUCGCUCUGCAGCAGGCUCUCAAAGAACAGAAGCUGAAAGCCGAGAGCCUCUCCGACAAGCUCAAUGACCUGGAGAAGAAACAUGCCAUGCUUGAAAUGAAUGCCCGGAGUUUACAACAGAAACUGGAGACAGAACGUGAGCUCAAACAAAGGCUUCUGGAAGAGCAAGCCAAGUUACAGCAGCAGAUGGACCUGCAGAAGAACCAUAUUUUCCGUCUGACUCAAGGCCUGCAAGAAGCUCUAGAUCGGGCUGAUCUGCUGAAGACAGAAAGGAGUGAUCUGGAAUAUCAGCUAGAAAACAUUCAGGUUCUUUAUUCUCAUGAAAAGGUGAAAAUGGAAGGCACUAUUUCUCAACAAACCAAACUCAUUGAUUUUCUGCAAGCCAAAAUGGACCAACCUGCUAAAAAGAAAAAGGGUUUAUUUAGUCGACGGAAAGAGGACCCUGCUUUGCCCACACAGGUUCCUCUGCAGUACAAUGAGCUAAAGGUGGCUCUGGAGAAGGAGAAAGCUCGCUGUGCAGAGCUAGAGGAAGCCCUUCAGAAGACCCGCAUUGAGCUCCGGUCUGCCCGGGAGGAAGCUGCUCACCGGAAAGCCACGGACCAUCCGCACCCAUCUACUCCAGCCACUGCGAGGCAGCAGAUUGCCAUGUCUGCCAUCGUGCGGUCGCCUGAGCACCAGCCCAGUGCCAUGAGCCUGCUCGCCCCGCCAUCCAGCCGCCGAAAGGAGUCCUCAACUCCAGAGGAAUUUAGUCGGCGUCUCAAGGAGCGCAUGCACCACAAUAUUCCUCACCGAUUUAACGUAGGACUGAACAUGCGAGCCACAAAGUGCGCGGUGUGCCUGGAUACUGUGCACUUCGGACGCCAGGCAUCCAAGUGUCUUGAAUGUCAGGUGAUGUGUCAUCCCAAGUGCUCCACGUGCUUGCCAGCUACCUGUGGCCUGCCAGCUGAAUAUGCCACACACUUCACUGAGGCCUUCUGCCGUGACAAAAUGAACUCCCCAGGUCUCCAGACGAAGGAGCCCAGCAGCAGCUUGCACCUGGAAGGCUGGAUGAAGGUUCCCAGGAAUAACAAACGAGGACAGCUGGGCUGGGACAGGAAGUACAUUGUCCUGGAGGGAUCCAAAGUCCUCAUUUAUGACAACGAAGCCAGAGAAGCUGGACAGAGGCCGGUGGAAGAAUUUGAGCUGUGCCUUCCCGACGGGGACGUAUCUAUUCAUGGCGCCGUUGGUGCUUCUGAACUCGCAAAUACAGCCAAAGCAGAUGUCCCAUACAUACUGAAGAUGGAGUCCCACCCGCACACCACCUGCUGGCCUGGGAGAACCCUCUACUUGCUAGCUCCCAGCUUCCCUGACAAGCAGCGCUGGGUCACCGCCUUAGAAUCAGUUGUCGCAGGUGGGAGAGUUUCUAGGGAAAAAGCAGAAGCUGACGCUAAAUUGCUUGGAAACUCCCUGCUGAAACUGGAAGGUGAUGACCGUCUAGACAUGAACUGCACACUGCCCUUCAGCGACCAGGUGGUGUUGGUGGGCACCGAGGAAGGGCUUUAUGCACUGAAUGUCUUGAAAAACUCCCUCACUCACGUCCCAGGAAUUGGAGCAGUCUUCCAAAUUUAUAUCAUCAAGGACCUGGAGAAGCUACUCAUGAUAGCAGGAGAAGAGCGGGCCCUGUGCCUUGUCGAUGUGAAGAAAGUGAAGCAGUCCCUCGCGCAGUCUCACCUUCCCGCGCAGCCGGACGUCUCGCCCAACAUUUUUGAAGCUGUCAAGGGCUGCCACUUGUUUGCUGCUGGCAAGAUUGAGAACGGGCUCUGCAUCUGUGCAGCCAUGCCCAACAAAGUCGUCAUUCUCCGCUACAAUGAAAACCUCAGCAAAUACUGCAUUCGGAAAGAGAUAGAGACCUCAGAGCCCUGCAGCUGUAUCCACUUCACCAACUACAGUAUCCUCAUCGGAACCAAUAAAUUCUACGAAAUUGACAUGAAGCAGUACACGCUCGAGGAAUUCCUGGAUAAGAACGACCAUUCCUUGGCGCCUGCUGUGUUUGCCUCCUCUUCCAACAGUUUCCCUGUCUCAAUCGUGCAGGUGAACACCACAGGGCAGCGGGAGGAGUACCUGCUCUGCUUCCACGAAUUUGGGGUGUUCGUGGAUUCUUAUGGGAGACGUAGCCGCACAGACGAUCUCAAGUGGAGUCGCUUACCUUUGGCCUUCGCCUAUAGAGAGCCCUACCUGUUUGUGACCCACUUCAACUCACUCGAAGUGAUUGAGAUCCAGGCACGCUCCUCUCUGGGGACCCCUGCCCGGGCGUAUUUGGAAAUCCCAAACCCACGCUACCUGGGCCCUGCAAUUUCUUCAGGAGCAAUUUACCUGGCGUCCUCAUACCAGGAUAAAUUAAGGGUCAUUUGCUGCAAAGGAAACCUCGUGAAGGAGUCCGGCACUGACCACCACCGGGGCCCCUCCACCUCCCGCAGCAGCCCCAACAAGCGAGGCCCACCGACGUACAACGAGCACAUCACCAAGCGCGUGGCCUCCAGCCCAGCGCCACCUGAAGGUCCCAGCCACCCGAGAGAGCCAAGCACACCCCACCGCUACCGAGAGGGGAGGACAGAGCUGCGCAGGGACAAGUCUCCUGGCCGCCCCCUGGAGCGGGAGAAGUCCCCGGGCCGCGUGCUCAGCACACGGAGGGAGCGGUCCCCCGGGAGGCUAUUUGAAGACAGCGGCAGGGGCCGGCUCCCUGUGGGAGCCGUGAGGACACCCCUGUCCCAGGUCAACAAGGUCUGGGACCAGUCUUCAGUAUAA
Messenger RNA from Pteronotus mesoamericanus, 6084 nucleotides. It is a transcript of the gene CIT, whose product is annotated as citron rho-interacting serine/threonine kinase. Bases 1 to 6084 code for a protein of 2027 amino acids. Gene Ontology annotation, biological process: protein phosphorylation; mitotic cytokinesis. Lineage: Eukaryota; Metazoa; Chordata; Mammalia; Chiroptera; Mormoopidae. The record is from RefSeq and is a predicted model, not a curated record. Gene Ontology annotation, molecular function: protein serine/threonine kinase activity; ATP binding. The transcript is spliced from 46 exons.